Messenger RNA from Cuscuta epithymum, 7577 nucleotides. The record is from the annotation of a GenBank genome assembly. Lineage: Eukaryota; Viridiplantae; Streptophyta; Magnoliopsida; Solanales; Convolvulaceae.
AUCAGCGUAUAGAGUAUAACUGCCAUUUAGCUAUUGGAACAACCAUUCAACUUUCCAAUUCAUUCCUCCAAUAUUAUAGGCCAGUUUUAUAUUGGUUGUCACUUGUCACAGCUCAUAUAUGUCAUCUCCAGCCGAACCGGUUAAAGCUACCUGCCUACCUUAACCCCGGUCCAGUAAUUUACCAAAAGUUCAUCCUUUUGGUUGAUUGAACCAACAAAGAUACAUCUGAAAUAUCUUGCCAGGGAAAAAAUCUUUGUAAAGAGUAUCUGUUUUUUCAUCUCUGAAAAUUACUAAUGUACAACGAAGGGGGAUCGUUCUGUUCUUUGGUUAACUCAGGUUCGUCUCCUAGCUUCAGUUCUUCAGAUUUACCGUUGUGCAUGUACGAUUGCUCCCUUCGUGUUCACCUAUUUUCAUUUUCCAAAUUUCCAGAGCAAUUUCGGAAUUUAAUUCAUCCGUUCAUUCUUUUAGUUUGUUUUCUAUAUUUUCCAAGUGAGGGUUGAUUAUGUUAGGUUCAGAGUGAACGUUUUACGCUUGAUAUGAAAUCCCAAGUCUGGACUUGAAGCUCAGUACUCAUUAAGAGAAUAUGAAGGCUGGGAGUGCAGCAAAGCUGAUCGUUGAUGCUUUGCUGCAGAGGUUUCUUCCGCUUGCUCGGCGUCGUAUUGAAACUGCUCAAGCUCAAGAUGGACAGUACCUUCGACCAUCAGACCCAGCCUAUGAACAAGUAUUGGAUUCGUUGGCUAUGAUUGCACGGCAUACUCCUGUCCCUCUUCUAGAGGCUCUCCUCAGAUGGAGAGAAAGUGAAUCUCCCAAAGGUGCAAAUGAUGCAUCAACAUUUCAGAGAAAGCUUGCAGUGGAGUGUAUUUUUUGCUCUGCUUGUAUUCGCUUUGUGGAGUGUUGUCCACAAGAAGGGCUAACAGAGAAACUAUGGAUUGGGCUUGAGAAUUUUGUCUUCGACUGGCUGAUUAAUGCAGACAGUGCAGGGUUGUUAGUCAGGUGGAGUAUCCUUCAUUGGUUGAUUUAAGGGGGCUUCUUCUAGACCUAGUUGCACAACUUCUUGGUGCUCUCUCACGGAUCAGAUUCAGUUCUGUGACUGAGCGCUUUUUCAUGGAGUUGAAUACACGCCGGAUAGACACGAGUGUUGCUCGAAGCGAAACACUCAGUAUCAUUAAUGGAAUGCGCUAUCUAAAGCUUGGGGUCAAGACAGAGGGUGGAUUGAAUGCUUCAGCUUCCUUUGUGGCUAAAGCCAAUCCUCUCAAUCGUCCUGCUCAUAGACGCAAAAGUGAACUUCAUCAUGCAUUGUGCAAUAUGCUUUCAAAUAUUCUUGCACCAUUGGCAGAUGCUGGCAAAGGUCAAUGGCCCCCUUCAGGAGUAGAGCCAGCACUUGCUCUAUGGUAUGAUGCUGUGGCACUGAUAAGGGUUCAGCUUAUACAUUGGAUGGACAAACAGAGUAAACAUAUUGCGGUUGGGUAUCCUCUGGUUACACUUCUGUUGUGCCUCGGUGAUCCUAAUGUUUUCCUCAGUAACUUUGGUCCUCACAUGGAACAAUUGUACAAGCAUCUAAAGGACAAGAAUCUGCGCUUCAUGGCCUUAGAUUGCUCCCACCGUGUUAUGAGGUUUUAUUUGAGUGUCCAUGGUGAUUCACAACCCCCAAACCGUGUAUGGGACUACCUUGACAGCGUGACAUCACAGCUACUGACAGUUCUAAGAAAAGGCAUGCUUACGCAGGAUGUCCAGCACGAUAAACUUGUUGAAUUUUGUGUAUCCAUUGCUGAUCAUAACCUUGAUUUUUCAAUGAACCAUAUGAUACUUGAACUGCUGAAGCAGGACAGUCCAAGUGAAGCAAAAGUUAUUGGACUUCGAGCUUUGCUUGCCAUUGUCAUGUCCCCCACUAGUGAACUUGUUGGCUUGGAGAUUCUUCAUGUUCGGGGUUGUGGUCAUUAUAUUCCAAAAGUCAAAGCUGCUAUUGAAUCUAUUUUAAGAUCAUGCCAUAGGACCUAUAGUCAGGCUCUUCUAACAUCUUCGAGGACCACUAUAGAUGCUGUAACUAAGGAGAAGUCCCAGGGAUAUCUUUUCCGCUCAGUCCUAAAGUGUAUCCCAUAUCUGAUUGAAGAAGUUGGUCGAAGUGAUAAAAUUACUGAGAUUAUACCGCAACAUGGUAUUAGUAUUGAUCCAGGUGUGCGGGAUGAAGCUGCACAGGUACUGAAUAGGAUCGUGAAAUACCUGCCACAUCGCCGUUUUGCAAUUAUGAGAGGGAUGGCAAACUUUAUUUUGCGUCUUCCUGAUGAGUUUCCACUUCUUAUUCAAACAUCACUGGGACGCCUUCUCGAUCUUAUGCGCUUUUGGAGAGUUUGUCUUUCUGAUAGUAAGAUAAAUGCUGAUACAUCAGAGGUAAAGCCUGUGCAGAGAACUGGGGGGUUCAAGAAGUCUUCUUUCCAUUAUCCACAAGAAGCAAUUGAAAGAGCUUCAGAGAUAGAUGCUGUUGGUCUUAUUUUCCUAAGCUCUGUGGACAGCCAGAUCAGGCAUACUGCAUUGGAGUUACUGCGUUGUGUUCGUGCUUUACGGAAUGAUAUACAAGAAUUUUCGGUUCAUGAUACCUCAGAAGCAGACCACAUCUUGAGAAAUGAGGCAGAUCCUAUAUUCAUAAUUGAUGUUCUCGAAGAGCAUGGGGAUGAUAUUGUUCAGAGUUGCUACUGGGAUACUGGUCGCCCUUUUGAUUUGAGACGAGAGUCUGACCCUGUACCUCCUGAUGUUACUCUUCAGUCUAUCCUGUUUGAGAGUGCAGAUAAGAACCGGUGGGCUCGUUGUCUUAGUGAGCUUGUGAAAUAUGCUUCUGAGCUUUGUCCAAGCUCUGUUCAGGAGGCAAAAUUGGAAGUUAUUCAGCGUCUUGCUCAUAUCACACCUGCAGAACUGGGUGGGAAGGCAUACCAAUCUCAAGAUACAGACAACAAGCUAGAUCAGUGGUUAAUGUAUGCUAUGUUCGCAUGCUCAUGCCCAUCUGAUAGCCGGGAGGGUGCUGGUUCUGCAGCUUUGAAAGAAUUAUUCCAUGUUAUCUUCCCAUCCUUAAAGUCUGGUUCUGAGGCACACAUACAUGCAGCAACUAUGGCUCUUGGUCGAUCACAUCUUGAAAUAUGUGAAGUGAUGUUUAGCGAGCUUGCCUCUUUCAUUGAUGAGGUCUCUUUGGAAACUGAAGGCAAGCCAAAAUGGAAGAGUCAAAAGAAUCGCCGUGAAGAGCUUCGUAUCAAUACUGCAAAUAUAUACCGCACUGUUGCUCAUAAUAUCUGGCCUGGAAUGCUUGCCAGAAAGCCAGUUUUUCGUCUGCACUACUUAAAGUUCAUUGAAGAAACCACUACUAGACAAAUAUUAACAGCACUACCCGAGAACUUCCAGGAGAUUCAACCCCUCCGUUACGCACUUGCUUCUGUAUUGAGAUCUCUGGCCCCUGAAUUUGUUGAAUCAAAAACCGAAAAAUUUGAUGUUAGGACAAGAAAGAGACUGUUUGAUCUUCUCCUCUCGUGGAGUGAUGACACUAGUAGUUCAUGGACUCAGGAUGGUGUUAGCGAUUAUCGACGUGAGGUUGAACGGUACAAGUCAUCCCAGCACUCUAGGUCUAAAGAUUCUAUAGACAAACUUUCAUUUGACAAAGAGUUGGGUGAGCAGGUUGAAGCACUUCAAUGGCAAUCCAUGAACGCUAUGGCUUCAUUGCUGUAUGGUCCUUGCUUCGAUGAUAAUGCAAGAAAGAUGAGUGGUCGUGUGAUAUCUUGGAUCAAUAGCUUGUUCAUUGAACCUGCACCAAGAGUGCCGUUUGGCUAUUCACCAGCAGAUCCUAGAACUCCGUCUCAUUCAAAAUACACCGGGGAAGGUGGUCGAGGAGGAGCUAAUGGACGUGACAGGCACAGAGGAGGGCACUUUCGAGUUUCACUUGCAAAACAGGCAUUAAAAAAUCUUCUCAUCACAAAUUUGGAUCUCUUUCCUGCUUGCAUUGAUCAGUGCUACUACUCUGAUGCUGCAAUUGCUGAUGGCUACUUCAGUGUGCUGGCUGAAGUCUAUAUGCGCCAAGAGAUCCCAAAAUGCGAAAUACAAAGACUUCUAAGCCUUAUACUCUACAAGGUGGUGGAUCCUUCCAGACAAAUCCGUGAUGAUGCCCUUCAAAUGCUUGAAACACUUUCUGUACGUGAAUGGGCUGAGGAUGGUAUUGAGGGAUCUGGAAAUUAUAGAGCUGCUGUUGUUGGUAACCUCCCCGAUUCAUACCAACAGUUCCAAUACAAGCUCUCUUGCAAACUUGCUAAGGAUCAUCCUGAAUUGAGCCAACUGCUAUGUGAAGAAAUUAUGCAGAGACAGCUUGAUGCUGUCGACGUGAUCGCACAGCAUCAGGUUCUAACGUGCAUGGCUCCAUGGAUUGAGAAUCUUAAUUUCUGGAAACUGAAAGAUUCGGGGUGGAGUGAAAGAUUACUUAAAAGUUUGUAUUAUGUGACGUGGCGACGUGGUGAUCAGUUUCCUGAUGAGAUAGAAAAAUUAUGGAGCACAAUCGCUAGCAAACCUAGGAACAUAAGUCCAGUUUUAGAUUUCUUGAUCACAAAGGGAAUUGAAGAUUGUGAUUCAAAUGCUUCAGCAGAAAUAAGUGGUGCGUUUGCUACAUAUUUCUCUGUUGCAAAAAGGGUUAGUUUGUAUUUGGCCCGUAUUUGCCCUCAGCGCACUAUCGAUCACUUGGUAUACCAAUUAGCCCAGCGAAUGCUUGAAGAUAGUGUUGAACCUUUAAGGCCCAGUGCAAAUAAGGCUGAUGGAAAUGGAAACUUGAUCUUAGAAUUCUCUCAGGGCCCCGCUUUUUCCCAAGUGACAAACAUUGUAGACAACCAGCCCCACAUGUCUCCUUUAUUAGUUCGUGGAUCUUUUGAUGGCCCACUAAGGAACACGAGUGGAAGCUUGAGUUGGAGAACAGCGGGAGUCGGAGGAAGGAGUGCAUCUGGCCCGUUGAGCCCUAUGCCGCCCGAAUUGAAUAUUGUUCCUGUUAGUGCUGGUCGGUCCGGCCAACUCCUUCCAGCACUGGUGAAUAUGUCGGGUCCACUUAUUGGGGUCCGGAGUUCAACCGGCAGUCUACGGAGCCGUCACCUCUCUCGAGACAGUGGGGAUUACCUCAUUGAUACGCCAAACUCAGGAGAAGACGGGUUGCAUUCUGUGGCCGGCGUGAAUGCAAAAGAACUUCAGUCAGCCUUACAAGGACAUCAGCAACACUCCCUCACUCAUGCAGAUAUUGCAUUGAUCCUACUUGCUGAGAUCGCCUAUGAGAACGAUGAGGAUUUCAGAGAACACUUACCUUUGCUCUUCCACGUAACAUUUGUCUCUAUGGAUAGUUCAGAGGAUAUAGUGUUGGAGCAUUGCCAACACUUGCUCGUCAAUCUUCUGUAUUCUCUUGCAGGUAGGCACUUGGAGCUUUAUGAUGUUGAAAGUAGUGACGGGGAGAACAAACAGCAGGUUGUGAGCCUGAUUAAAUACGUCCAAUCAAAACAGGGAAGCAUGAUGUGGGAAAAUGAGGAUCCCACUGUUGUAAGAACAGAGUUACCAAGCGCGGCACUCUUGUCUGCUCUUGUACAGAGCAUGGUAGAUGCUAUUUUCUUCCAAGGUGAUUUAAGAGAAACAUGGGGAGCAGAAGCGCUGAGGUGGGCCAUGGAGUGCACGUCGAGACAUCUCGCUUGCAGGUCCCACCAAAUCUACCGUGCACUCCGGCCUUGUGUGACAAACGAUGCCUGCGUCUCUCUCCUCCGUUGUCUCCACAGGUGUUUGGGAAAUCCGGUCCCUGCUGUUCUAGGUUUUGUUAUGGAGAUCCUGUUGACCUUACAGGUGAUGGUGGAGAACAUGGAGCCGGAAAAGGUGAUACUAUACCCCCAGCUUUUCUGGGGGUGUGUUGCUAUGAUGCAGAUGGAGUUUGUCCAUGUAUACUGUCAGGUUCUUGAGCUCUUUUCCCGGAUUGUAGACCGUCUCUCUUUCCGUGAUAGAACCACUGAAAAUGUACUUCUUUCCAGCAUGCCAAGAGACGAGCUUGAUUCUAAUGGCGUUGGUGACAGUUCUGACUUUCUUCAACGUCUUGAAACAAGUAGCAGCAAAAAGACCCUCCCGGUUUUUGAAGGGGUGCAACCAUUGGUCCUUAAAGGGCUCAUGUCGGCCGUCAGCCACAGCGUUUCGAUUGAGGUUCUCUCUCUCAUCACUGUCCCAUCAUGCGAUUCAAUAUUCGGCGACGCGGAAACACGGCUCUUGAUGCAUGUGAUUGGAUUGCUCCCCUGGCUUUGCUUACAGCUAGGCGGUCAGCAUGAUGCAGCAGGUGGUGGGCCUCUUCAAAAGGCAUGCUCCGUCGCUACCAAUGUGGCAAUAUGGUGUCGGGCGAAAUCAUUGGAUGAGCUCGCGACGAUUUUUGUCGCCUACUCGCGUGGCGAGAUUAGAAGCGUGUUGACCCUUCUAGCCUGCACUUCGCCAUUACUGUGCAAUGAGUGGUUUCCAGAACAUUCUGCCCUGGCUUUCGGACACCUGUUGCGGCUUCUCGAGAGAGGCCCAUUGGAAUAUCAGCGUGUGAUACUCCUGAUGUUAAAGGCUUUGCUUCAGCACACUCCCAUGGACGCUGCUCAGAGUCCACACAUGUACGCCGUGGUGUCGCAGCUGGUAGAGAGCACACUGUGUUGGGAAGCGCUUAGCGUUUUAGAAGCCCUCUUGCAGAGUUGUAGCUCCAUGCCCGCCGGGUCCCACCUGAAUGAACCAACAGGCUCGUUUGACAGCGAUGACAGCAAGGUUCUUGCUGCUCAGACUUCCUUCAAGGCCCGCAGUGGCCCAUUACAGUUUUCGAUGGUGGGGUCUGCUCAGCAGAUGGGACAAGGAAAUAAUGCAUCGGAAUCUGGACUGACGCCUAGAGAUAUAGCUCUGAAGAAUACAAGGUCGAUGCUCGGGAAGGUGCUCGACAGUUGUCCCCUUGGGAGGAGGAGAGAUUACAGACGUUUGGUUCCUUUCGUCACCAGCACAGGUGCUCCAUAAGUCGAAGGGAGCUUAUGGUGGUUUCUGCCUCCCUCCAAUUUCUUGUUUGACUGGACAGACAUUUCAGAACUAGGGAGCUUUGAUUCGUUGUACAUAGAUAUGUAUAGGAUUGGGCUGUUUGAUGUAGUUAGUUUUAAUACAGGAUUAACUAUGUAACUAUCAUAUGGGAUUGGAAUUUUACAUGAGUGAACGGCUCAGUGUUCCAAAAUGUUUGCUAAAAGAUUCAGCCAGUGACAACCCUAUUUUAUUUUAGCCGGAGUUUUGUUAGUCUUGAACCAGCCGGGUUUGUUAGGAUCGGAAUCAGACAGUCCUACACUCCUACGGCUUUGCUGGAUAGUGUGUUGAGACUUGAGAGGUGGUAAAAGCUGAAUUGUUAAAGUGUAAGAUCUAUUAAGGGAGGGAAGAUUAGUGAUAUUGUAAAACAUAAAUUUUCUUUGUAUGACAGUUAAAAUGAUGAAGUGUGAGUAAAGGGUGUUUCAUUUGGAUUUACAAAAAUGUCCAUAUUUAUGUAUCCCUCCCGUUGAGGCAAAUAGCUCAUAUCUUUAGCUGGAUUUAUAGUUAUG